Castor canadensis (American beaver) is the source of this 1727-nucleotide messenger RNA. NCBI's taxonomy places the organism in Eukaryota, Metazoa, Chordata, Mammalia, Rodentia, Castoridae. The record is from RefSeq and is a predicted model, not a curated record.
GGCGCAGGAGCGGGCGUGGCGCGCGGCCCCCCGCGGCACUGGUGGCCCGGCGCCUCCACCACGCGGACCCUCCGGUCCCUCCGCACCUGGUAGGGGCAGCGCCGGGGGCCGUCCCGCGGCCCGCUUCCCUCGCAGUGACCGCCGCCGAGACCUGGGGCCGGGCGGACGGAGCUGAUGGCUCAGUAACCGAGGACAAGCUUGUUACCCACAGACACCCCAUCUUCAAGGAGUGACGGGUCCCCGCUGGCAGCCUAGCCUGAGGCAGACAUGGCGUUGAUCCCAGAAUCCACAACCGGGUUCCUGCUGUUGGCUGUGACAGGCAGCACCGUGCCCGAGCUGCCUGGUGGCCCCAAUGUGUCCCUCAACAGCUCCUGGACCAACUCAGUGGAGCCCAGUUCCCUGCAGGACCUGGUGGCCACAGGCGUCAUUGGGGCAGUGCUCUCGGCCAUGGGCAUGGUAGGCAUGGUGGGCAACAUAUACACACUGGUGGUCAUGUGCCGCUUUCUCCGAGCUUCGGCCUCCAUGUAUGUCUAUGUGAUCAACCUGGCCCUGGCUGACCUGCUGUACCUGCUCAGCAUCCCCUUUAUCGUGGCCACCUACGUCACCAAGGACUGGCACUUCGGCGAUGUGGGCUGCCGUGUCCUCUUCAGCUUGGACUUCCUGACCAUGCACGCCGGCAUCUUCACCCUGACCAUCAUGAGCAGAGAGCGCUACGCGGCGGUGCUGAGGCCUCUGGCCACGGUGCAGCGCUCCAAGGGUUACCGCAAGCUGCUGGUCCUGGGCACCUGGCUGCUGGCCCUGCUUCUGACUCUGCCUGUGAUACUUGCCAUCCGGUUGGUCCGCAAGGGCCCCAAGAGCCUCUGCCUGCCGUCCUGGGGCCCUCGCGCCCACCGGGCCUACCUGACACUUCUCUUCGGGACCAGCAUCGUGGGGCCUGGCUUGGUCAUCGGGCUGCUCUACGUCCGCCUGGCCCGGGCCUACUGGCUGUCACAGCAGGCUUCCUUCAAGCAGACACAGCGGCUGCCCAAUCCCAGAGUGCUCUACCUCAUCCUCAGCAUCGUCCUGUUCUUCUGGGCCUGCUUCCUGCCCUUCUGGCUGUGGCAGCUUCUCGCCCAGUACUGCGAGGCCCUGCCACUCACACCCCGGACCGUGCGUGUCAUCAACUACCUGACCACCUGCCUCACCUAUGGCAACAGCUGUGUCAAUCCCUUCUUCUACACAUUGCUCACCAAGAACUACCGCGAGUACUUGCGUGGCCGUCAGCACUCGCUGGGCAGCAAUGGCCCGGGGCCCAGAGGCAUCGGCAGCUUCCCCCCCAGCCGAGUCCACUUCCAGCGCGACUCAGGUCGCUCACUGUCCUCUGGCAGCCAGCGGGCCACUGAGACCCUACCCUGGUCUGGAAAGUUCCCAGCUCUCUCUUCCUUGUUGUUCACGUCACCUCCACCAGCGUCUUCCCCACAAUGCCAAGGUACUCCUCCUCGCGUCUGUCUCUGAGGGUGUUCAAGAGGCUCCAGCCUAGACUGUGGUGAGUCCGGUCUUCCGAGACCUCCUCACCCACAGCAGCGGACGCCAGCUUCUGGCUGUGUUCCUGACCCCCUGUGGGAUGCCCCUGCUGGCUAAGACCCUCUUCUCCUGGUUCACAAGUGGCCUGUGGGGCUCCUCUACUCUCUUCCUCUCCCUGCCCACCCCUCCUGGCCUCUGUGGCUCCAUUCCUCAUGUCUUCAGUA